Molecule: messenger RNA, 1317 nt
Organism: Adineta steineri
Lineage: Eukaryota; Metazoa; Rotifera; Eurotatoria; Adinetida; Adinetidae
Source: the annotation of a GenBank genome assembly
AUGAGCAAUUUAUUUAAUUUACCAUUUGCGUUUUCAAUAAAUCCUCAAACAUUAAAGAAUUUAUUACAACAUAGAAAAAAUAUUCAACCAAAUUCAGGUGAUGAUAAAUGGUCAGAAAAAGCAAUUAAAGGUUUAAUUAAACGUUUAACGAAAGCAUCAAUGAUUGAUGAUUUACAAACAGCAUUAGAUACGCAAAGUUCACAAACACGUUGUGUUACUAUACCAAGAGAUGCACAAAAAAAAUUAAUAGAACCAAAUCCAUCUCAAACAGUUCGAAAAGCAUUUCAUGAUAUUACACCUGUUGUUGCUUUUUGUCGUAUAUGGCGUUGGCCUGAUUUAAAUACUCAUUUAGAAUUACGACCAAAUGAGACAUGUGUAAAUGCAUUUCAGCAUGAAAAAGAUCAAAUAUGUGUGAACCCUUAUCAUUAUGAACGAGUUGUUGCACCAUUUAUUCCACCAGUUUAUGUUCCUGUUUCUGAUCGUGCUGUAUUUGAUUCAACAACCAGUGAACGUAUGCAAAUACAACCCGAUUCAACUGUUCCUAUGGAUUUUGCUACGUCACCAGCUGAUCAACAACGUACCGCUGUAAAUAGUCCAGCAAGUGUACAAGACAAUUAUGAAGCUAUGACACCAACACAAGCAUCAAUUAAUCAACAACAACAACAACAGCAGCAAGUGGCAGCAACAAAUUUUAAUGGUAUUCAAACAGCACCUAUUGCUUAUGCUGAAACACCAUUUUGGUGUUCAAUACUUUACUAUGAAUUAAAUCAACGUGUUGGUGAAAUAUUUCAUGCAUCACUUAAUUCACUUGUUAUUGAUGGUUUUUGUGAUCCAAAUGCAUCAGAUCGUUUCUGUCUUGGAUCAUUAACAAAUGUAAAUCGUACUACUGAAAGUGAAGCAUGUCGACGUAUGAUUGGUAGUGGUGUUCGACUCUAUUAUAUCGGUGGUGAAGUUUUUGCAGAAUGUUUAUCAGACACACCAAUAUUUGUACAAAGUCCAAGUUGUAAUCAACGUUUUCAAUGGCAUCCUGCAACUGUUUGUAAAAUUCCACCACGUUGCAAUUUAAAAAUCUUUAGUAAUACAGAAUUCGCUCAAAUGUUAAGUGAAACAAUUCAAUAUGGUUAUGAAGCUGUUUAUAAUCUUACACGAAUAUGUGCUAUUCGUAUGAGUUUUGUUAAAGGUUGGGGUGAAGAAUAUCGUCGACGUACAAUUAUGAGUACCCCAUGUUGGGUAGAAAUUCAUCUUAAUGGUCCAAUGCAGUGGCUUGACAAUGUUCUUCAACAAUUACCAGCACCUGGUACAAUGUCCAGUAAAUAA